AUGUCAGAAAGUGAGGAAACUAUCGACUGUGACGACUACGAGACGGACACCUCGAACAUGGAAACAGACGCAAACAGCAAAGAUAAAGACCAAUGGAAAAUACAAAAGCAAGCUAAAAAGAGAAAAAUAACUCUGAAUGCCAAAAACACAACUACAGCCCUGACUCUAAAACUAACUAAAAUACACCCGAAGGAAAAUUGGCUUGGAGAAAUAAUACCAAUAACAAACAAAUUCCAGGCACUUCAAAACCUAACAGAAGAAAAAGAAAUGAUCACCACCUCACAACCUAAACCAACUCCCAUAUACAUCGAAGCUCCUAAUAUCAAUCCACUAAUAGAAAAAUUAAACGAAAUAGUAGGCCCUACAGAAUACACUCUGAAGCAAUUGAAAGACAAACAAGUCAAACUACAAAUACAAACCCCCAAUGCCUAUAGAGCCAUGAUACGAACGCUAAAAGAGAAGAAUGCAGAAUAUUGUACAUUCCAAGCAAAAACGGAAAGAAAGUUUAAAUUUGUGAUAAAAGGAUUACACCCAAAGCUACAUAUAGAAUACAUUAAAACAGACGUAGAAAGGACACAAGUCAACAUAGAACCGCCAAGAACUAACAGAGAAAUACCGCAGUACGCUAGAUACCAGAGAUAUAGACAUACUAAGAACUAUUGCAAUAAAGCUAGAUGUGUCAAAUGUGCAGGUACCCAUCCCACCGAAAACUGUCCACUAGGCAAAAGAAUAAACAAAGUAGUCUGUGCUAACUGUAGAAACAACCAUCCAGUAAAUUAUAAAGGCUACAUGGUAAGAAAAGAGCUGCAAAAAAAAUUAUUUCCCCCAAUAAGAGACAAAGGAAUACAAAAAUUAGCACCAUCACAAACCAACACUGCAAACACUAACACAAAUGUUAACACAAAUAUCAAAAAUAUAGGAACUAUGCAGAAGAUAGGCAACUUUCCCCAGAUCUGGAAGUGUGCAGAAAUCAUACCUCUACAAAAACCAGGCAAAAAUCCCAAAUUCCCAUCAUCCUAUAGACCUAUAUCUCUUCUUCCUAUGAUUUCCAAGGUAAUAGAAAAAACCAUCUAUAAAAAACUAAUAGAGGAAAUCACCAACAAAAACUUGAUCCCUGAUCACCAAUUUGGAUUUAGACAAAACCACAACACAAUAGAACAGAUACACAGGAUAAUAAACAGCAUAAUCCGUGCCAUGGAAGAAAAAAAAUAUUGUACAGCAGCAUUCCUAGACGUAGAAAAAGCAUUCGAUAAAGUAUGGCACGAUGAUAGUUCUACGUCAGAAUCAAAAAAUGAAAAAUCAUCACUCAAAAAGAUACACGCUGGAGUGCCUCAAGGCAGUGUGCUAGGACCCAUCCUGUAUGAUCUGUUCACCGCGGACCUACCCGCAGCACCAGGAACAAAAAUAUACACUUUUGCCGAUGACACGGCAAUACUAUCUACGCAAAAAAGCGUUAAAAAAGCAACCAAAACCUUACAAAAUCACUUAAACGAAAUAGAAAAGUGGACAAAGGACAACAAAAUCAAAAUUAACACAACCAAAUGUGUACAUAUCACAUUCACGCUCAACAAAGGGCCAAUUCCAAAAAUCAAAUUCAACACUCAAGAACUACCUUAA
This is a messenger RNA of Frieseomelitta varia, 1617 nucleotides long. RefSeq lists its product as uncharacterized. Bases 1 to 1617 code for a protein of 538 amino acids. The transcript has 4 exons. The record is from RefSeq and is a predicted model, not a curated record. Lineage: Eukaryota; Metazoa; Arthropoda; Insecta; Hymenoptera; Apidae.